This is a messenger RNA of Paramecium sonneborni, 586 nucleotides long. The record is from the annotation of a GenBank genome assembly. NCBI's taxonomy places the organism in Eukaryota, Ciliophora, Oligohymenophorea, Peniculida, Parameciidae.
AUGAAAAUGACUUUUUUAUAACACAUAUUGAUUUCGUGUACAAAUUAAUGUGAUGGUUUGGAAUUAACAUUUGAUUGUGAAACAGGUUAUGAAGAAGUUGGAUUGAGAAUAAUCGAUUAAUUUAACGAUCUUUAUGGGAACUAGCUAAACUUUAAAAUAACACAUAAUAGAAUUAUAAAGAGGGAAAAUUUAACCUUAUCGAAAAAAAUGAUUAUCACCAUUAACAAGGUUUAUAAAUUUGAUUCCUCUUGUAUCAAAAUGAAGAAAAUGAAAUUAUUAAGAAUAAUUAGUGAUUAUUAGUACCCUUUCAAUAUUUCUUUAUCUUACAAGUAAGUAUGAUUAAGAUUUUUUAAGCAAGCAUGAAUUUUGCAAGCUAAUGAUAUCAGCUACUUAAAAUAGUAUAUUUAAUAUUGUGACUUAUAUUUAUUACUUAAUUGAUAAGCAGAUUAAAGUAUACAAAAUUAUAAAUAAAUAAAAUAAAGUUUUUGGAUAAGUUUUAUAUUUCAUAAGAUAUUAUUAAUUUAAUUUAUAGAGAGAAUUGUUUGAAAUAAAAUUUUUCAAUAGGUAUUUCGACAAUUUCUAAUGA